Caenorhabditis remanei is the source of this 1245-nucleotide messenger RNA. RefSeq lists its product as uncharacterized. Bases 1 to 1245 code for a protein of 414 amino acids. The record is from RefSeq and is a predicted model, not a curated record. Gene Ontology annotation, molecular function: nucleic acid binding. NCBI's taxonomy places the organism in Eukaryota, Metazoa, Nematoda, Chromadorea, Rhabditida, Rhabditidae. The transcript has 7 exons.
AUGAGCACAUCGGCAAUGCGAAAUCAAACAAUCUCAUCAUCUCGAAAUCUUACGAAAAAGACAGUCCCAAGUUCUCGAUCAUCUUCGUCAACAGCUAAAAAGUCAUCUGAAUCUGGAUGGGAAUAUUGGACACGUGUCUAUUCAGAUGACACUCAAUCAUCUCAUGAUAUUCGUAUCUCUGAUAUUCUCAGUUCGAAUACUCUCACUCGGGCAAAACUUCUAUUUUUGAAUGUUCCAAAUCAUCGAUCAAUUCACAAGACGACAAUUAUGAAUUUAGUGAAAAAAGAGAUGAUUCAAAACGAUAUUUCAAUUCAAGAUGUCAUUUUUACUCCUCCUGGAAAAUGGUUUCUCAAUUUCUAUCGUCCAGAAGAUGCUCUGAAAGUAUUGAAAUAUUUCAAUGGAUUCUCUUUUCGUGGACAUAUUUUGGCCGUCAGAUUCUGUUAUCCAGAUGGAACGUUUGGAGAUGAAAACGCUCUUGCUGAAUUGGUCAAAUGCAGCAAUAAUGUGAAGGGAAAGCGCUUUGAACAAAAAGAAAUUGUACAAAAUACAAUUUCGCCCGAAUGUUGGUCCGUUUCAGAAUAUGAAGAGUUGAAGAAAUUCGAAACGGAAUUGAUGAAAAUUCUGAAAUCUCACUCGCAUCUACCGUUUCAAAAUGUGAUUCAAUCAAUGCGUACUCUGUUUUCAUUCAAUAUUCAAUCAUCCACAUCUUCUAUUCUUAUAAGUGAUGCAUUGUCUCAAUGGCCGAUUGGAUUCAUUCGAAUUUUCAAUCAAAAUGUAAAAGUGAUUUCUAAUGUGAUGUGUUUAUCAACUAGUCCAUUUUAUACUCAACGUAUUCAUGAUUCUGCUUUAGAAGGCCGUUUCCCAAUUCAUCGGAACUCCUGGGAACCAUUUAUUCCAAAUGAAAUUCGAAGCGACGCUCAACUAAUUCAAUAUUUUUAUUCAUUUCUCUGUCAUUUUGGACCACAGAAUAUUGAUAUUGAUAUUCCUAUCCGUAUUCUUACUCAAUCUCUACGUGGAACAUGGCCCAAAUCAACCUCAAGUCUUGCUUCCAAACUCAUUAAUAUUUCAUCUUCAUUCGUUAUCAUCAAUCGUGUUCUCUAUUUGUCAAAUGAUCGAAUUCAUCAUGAAAAAGUCAUUGAUAACAUCGCCACAUAUCAAGAUGAUUGUUCUGAUGAUUAUUCCCUCGAGUUGUCCUGUGAUUCGGAUGAUCAAAAAGUGAUGAUUGACGACUUCGACAAUCUCUAA